Molecule: messenger RNA, 2530 nt
Organism: Malaclemys terrapin pileata
Lineage: Eukaryota; Metazoa; Chordata; Testudines; Emydidae
Product: zinc finger protein 501-like
Exons: 5
Coding region: 243-1478 (411 amino acids)
Biological process (GO): negative regulation of transcription by RNA polymerase II
Molecular function (GO): DNA-binding transcription repressor activity, RNA polymerase II-specific
Source: RefSeq, a predicted model, not a curated record
GAGGAGAAGCCAUGGGUCCCUGAUCUCCAACGUUACGAGGAAAAAGAAAUCCUGAGAAAUAUUCACACAGAAUUCCUGAAUUCCCAACCUGACAUGAUCUCCUGGCUGGAAGAAGGGGAGGAGCUGUGGGUCCCAGGUCUCCAGGUCUCUGAGGAAAGGGAGAUCUUGAGAGAUGCCCACACAGGCUCUGCAAUAGGUCCCAGUCCAGGUUAUCCCACACUCCUGAGUAACAGGGAAGUGACAUGGCUGCAGUGGAGCUGGUGACCUUCAAGGAGGUGGCUGUGUAUUUCACCAAGGAGGAAUGGGCUCUGUUGGACCCAGGUCAGAGAGCCCUCUACAGGGACGUCAUGCAGGAGAAUUAUGAGACUGUGACCUCACUGGGAUUUCCAAUUUCCAAACCUGACGUGAGCUCCCAGCUGGAACUAGGGGAGGAGCUGUGGGUCCCUGAUCUCCAGGUUUACGAGGAAAGGGAGAUCCUGAAAGAUGUCCACAUGGGGACUGACUCCUGUCUGGAUUCUCUCUCUGUCCCAGCAGUUGAGGAGAUGGUGAACGAGAACAAGGAGGAGAACCCUCAGCAGGAAGGUUCUGAACAACUGGAGCCACAUGGGAUGGCAUUGGGAAGAGCCAAAGGAGAUGCUUCCCAGAGUCCUGAGUGGGGAGAAGCCCAUAAGAGUCAGCAAUGGCCAGAGAGACAGCAGGGAAACCACCAAGAGGAGAGACGGGAUAAAUCCAUGCAGAGGAUGAGAGGAGUCAGAAAAAUCAAAGAAUCUGUUCACCAGAGAGUUUCCACAGAAGAGAGAUCUCACAUGUGCGGCGACUGUGGGAAAAGUUUCCCUUGGAAAUCAUUCCUUAUUAUUCACCAGAGAAUCCACACAGGAGAAAAACCUUAUAAGUGUCCUGACUGCGAGAAAAGCUUCAGCCAGCGCUCAAACCUCACCAAACAUCAGAGAGUCCACACAGGAGGGAAGCCUUACAAAUGUCUCGAGUGCGGGAAAAGCUUCAGUUGUAGCUCAACCCUCACUGCACACCAGGUAAUCCACAUGGGAGAGAGACCCUAUAAAUGCCAUGAGUGUGGAAAAAGCUUCAGUGAUAGAUCCACCUUUAGUACUCACCAGAGAAUCCACACGGGAGAGAGACCCUAUAAAUGCCUGACCUGUGGUAAAAGUUUCAGGGAUCGGUCAACGUUUAAUAAACACCAAAGAAUCCACACGGGAGAGAAACCACAUAAAUGCCCCAAGUGCGGGAAAAGUUUCCGUCAGCUCACGCAACUCGUUAGGCACCAGAGACUCGACACAGGAGAAAAACCCUACAAAUGCCUGACGUGUGGGAAAAGCUUCCGGGAUAGAUCCACCUGUAAUGAACACCAGAGAAUCCACACGGGAGAAAAACCCUAUGAAUGCCCCGAGUGCGGGAAAAACUUCCGGUACAGCUCAGCCUUUAUUAGGCAUCAGAGAAUCCACAGAGGACGCAAACCCUAGGGAGGGGUGAAGUGAGUAACACCUUUGCUGAUUCCCAUGAACAUCAGCGUGUCAGGCCAGGCCGGAGGGGCCAUAUACUGGGGACAUGGAAUAGUUAUUAAAGCAAAGAAUGUAAUCACCUUUCUGGGACAGAGGCAUGCAGAGCAAAAGGCUGAGAUAAGAUUUCCACGUUGUGAUGGGAAUUCGAUUAUUACUUCCUGAGAAGCUCUGAACAUCCACUGAUCAGCUCCUACCCACAAUUGGGCAAUUCAUUUCACAGUCUAGGAGUGCUUUUGGAAAUCAUCACUGAUGCUGAGCUCUCACGUAGCAAUGUCCAUGAGUAAUGCUUUCUAUAGUUCCUGGUUGGCAAGCAGACUACAAAGACCCAGCCUCAGUUAUUUACACCUUUGUCACUUCUUGCGUGGAGUACCGCAAUGCUAUAGAACUGCAUGUAGGAAACUGCAACUAGUACAGAAGCACUGCAGUGCAUCUCCUCAACUACACAAGCUAAAGCGAGCCCAUCACACCUGUCCUUGCUUCCGACAGUGACUUCGCAUAGAAUAGUGAAUCAAGUCCAAGGCCUUGGUCCUUAUCCAUGGUGCUCCUUGUAGAGAUCUAAAAGACUGCCUUAAGCUCCGGGAUCGAAACUGGGGUUGAAAACGUCACCCCUCUGGCACAAUGGAACUCUCAACAAUAAGGGUAAAGCUCGGGUGUUCAUGACAUGGUCUCUCUUGUUGACUGGUCUGAGACUGUGGAAUGAACUCUCCAAGCAGCUAAGGACCAUCUCAAACCUUACUGUCUUCCAUGCCAAAUGCCAGGCACAUUUCAUUGACCUGCAUUCUCUAACUUAAAUGCACAAUGCCAUGUAUAUAGACACAAAAAAAACCCCAACCUCCACUGAGCACAUACCUCAUCCUGGAGAGAGGAUAAGAGAACCAACAGCACAUGAAAGAUGUUAAGUUAUGUGAUUAAUAUGCUACUGGAAGGUGCUCAGAUACUACAAUGAUUAAUGCAGUUUUAUAGCAGACCACCAGGUCUGAGUUAUAAUUAAGAUUAAAGCAGCUUUCUGUGUA